AUGGCGAGUAAAGAGAUGUUCGAAGAUACUGUGGAGGAGCGUGUCAUCAAUGAAGAAUAUAAAAUCUGGAAGAAGAAUACACCAUUUCUGUAUGACCUGGUGAUGACCCACACUCUUCAGUGGCCGAGUCUUACCGUUCAGUGGCUUCCUGAAGUGACUAAACCAGAAGGAAAGGAUUAUGCUCUUCAUUGGCUAGUUCUGGGGACUCACACAUCUGAUGAGCAGAAUCAUUUGGUGGUGGCUCGAGUACAUAUUCCGAAUGAUGAUGCACAGUUUGAUGCUUCCCAUUGUGACAGUGACAAGGGUGAAUUUGGUGGCUUUGGUUCUGUAACAGGAAAAAUUGAAUGCGAGAUUAAAAUUAACCAUGAAGGAGAAGUAAACUGUGCUCGUUACAUGCCACAGAAUCCUCACAUUAUUGCUACAAAAACACCAUCUUCUGACGUGUUGGUUUUUGACUAUACAAAGCACCCUGCUAAGCCAGACCCAAGCAGAGAAUGUAAUCCUGAUUUUAGGUUAAGAGGUCACCAGAAGGAAGGCUAUGGUCUUUCCUGGAAUUCUAAUUUGAGUGGACAUCUCCUAAGUGCAUCUGAUGACCGUACUGUCUGUCUGUGGGAUAUAAAUGCAGGACCAAAGGAAGGCAAAAUUGUGGAUGCUAAAGCAAUCUUUACUGGCCACUCUGCUGUGGUAGAUGUGGCCUGGCAUCUGCUCCAUGAGUCACUGUUUGGAUCUGUUGCUGAUGAUCAGAAACUUAUGAUGUAAGAUGGGACCAGGUCCAACACCACCUCCAAGCCAAGCCACUUGGUGGACACUCACGCAGCCGAGGUCAACUGUCUGUCAUUCAAUCCCUACAGCGAGUUCAUUCUAGCAACUGGCUCUGCGGAUAAGACUGUAGCUUUAUGGGAUCUGCGUAAUUUAAAAUUAAAACUACACACCUUUGAGUCUCAUAAAGAUGAAAUUUUCCAGGUCCACUGGUGUCCGCAUAAUGAAACUAUUUUGGCUUCAAGCGGUACUGAUCGCCGUCUCAGUGUGUGGGAUUUAAAUAAAAUUGGAGAAGAGCAAUCAGCAGAAGAUGCAGAAGAUGGACCUCCAGAACUCCUGUUCAUUCAUGGAGGACACACCGCCAAAAUACCAGAUUUCAGUUGGAACCCCAAUGAGCCUUGGGUUAUUUGCUCGGUGUCAGAGGAUAACAUCAUGCAAAUAUGGCAGAUGGCUGAAAAUAUUUACAAUGAUGGAGAGUCAGAUGUCACGGCGUCAGAACUGGAGGGGCAAGGAUCUUAA
Choloepus didactylus (southern two-toed sloth) is the source of this 1278-nucleotide messenger RNA. Its product is annotated as histone-binding protein RBBP7-like. Gene Ontology annotation, cellular component: NuRD complex; nucleus; ESC/E(Z) complex. Gene Ontology annotation, biological process: regulation of gene expression. NCBI's taxonomy places the organism in Eukaryota, Metazoa, Chordata, Mammalia, Pilosa, Megalonychidae. The record is from RefSeq and is a predicted model, not a curated record. The transcript has 12 exons. Gene Ontology annotation, molecular function: histone binding.